AUGACGCAAAAGUCUGUUGCGAGAUCAAAAUUGCACAACUACAAAACUCUCCUCCACAGUAUGCAGCACUAUCGAAAACACGAUGGACCUGCUUUUCUUUGGGCAGAUGCCGUCUGCAUCAACCAGCAAGACCUGGCUGAAAGGUCGCAACAGGUUUCCUUGAUGGGGUCAAUCUAUUCCCAAGCAAAUUGGGUGAUUUCCUGGCUUGGGCCUUCUGACGAUUCUACCGAGAUAGCCUUCAGCCUGAUCAAAGCUUGCGCUGGCCACGUUGCCGAGACUGAAGAGAAGUUGGGGAGUUAUCCGGACUCAAAGGUGGCUUUUAGCGAGUCCGAUCUUGAGUUCUUGGGGCAGAAUCCUAAGUUUCACGAGCAAAACACGGAAAGAUUUGCCCGAAAUCAAGCCUGGAACGCGAUAGACAAGCUUAGUGGUCAUGUCUACUGGACACGAAUUUGGAUCGUGCAAGAGGUCGCUCUGGCGCAGAGGCCGAAUAUUGUCAUCAUCCACAGUGGCAAAGAAUCAAUGACUUUCCAACAGCUGAGCGACUUUAACCUGUUUGCUGAAAGGUUCGUGGCACAGAAGCCGCCUAAGCCUCCAUUCUUUGACCAACGCGUAUGGGAUUGGGUUAUCCAUGACAAUGAGCUCUCAUCUUUGUUCAUCAACUGGAUUCAGGUAUUGAGGAAAUCAGUAACGAAAGAUGAUUAUCGCCUGGUCCCACACAUCAGCGCAGUGUGUCGUUCCACUGAUCCACGAGAUGCCGUCUUUGGACUUGCAGGAGUCAUUGAGGGAGGUAUCGUUCCAGACUACACCAAGCAGCCCGCUGAGGUGUACUGGGACCUUGUGGCUGCUGCAGUGCGUCACAAGAAGUAUAAAAACUUCUUUUGCACUGCAGGGCUUAUUCGUGAGGACAGAAGCACUUCCGUCUUCCCGUCUUGGGUACCAAAGUUUCACACAUUGAAGGACGAUAUGAAUUAUGUCAUCCUACCACCAAAUUCCUUGGCGCAAGCCUGGCUAGACGAGAUGCACCCUGAAGGCCCGGUAAUACUGGACAAGCACAGAAUACGGUUUACUGGGUUGGAACUCGAUCAAUGCACAAAGGUGAUCCGAUACGUUGGAGAUCCGCAGCCUGAUCCAUUUGACGAUCUCAUGAAGAAGUUCUGGUGGACCUGCUUGGAGUUUCUCAAGGCGUGGGAUGAUGGUCACACGAGAAAUGGCACACGACCGCUGGAAAAGCUCCUGCGUGCGCUCAACAAAGGAAGAGAUACUCAGGGUCUUCCAUUACAAAUUACACCAUCUCUUCAAUGCUUAUCAGCACAUGCGUUUAGGAUCAUCCUGCGCACAGGAGAACCUGAAGACGAUGAUAAUGCAAAGGCAAAGUAUCGCUCCUUUGGAUAUGCGAGCCUAGAAGAAGUGAGAACAGCCCUCGACGAUGCCUUUAUAGGACCUGGAGCGCCAGAUAUAUCGACGCUGCACAGCGCUCUAAGUUCGGCAGAGUAUGAAGACGCGGUCAAUUCGUUUAAUCAAAUGACCCGCCUCUUGUUCAAGUGGAUUGGUUGGCCACUGUUCAUCACCAAACGCGGCCAAGUGGGACUUGCACCGCCAGCUAUCGUCGAGGGUGACAUUGUGUGCCUUCUAGAAGGUUUCUCGAUACCCUGUCUAUUGAGGAGAGUGGGCCAGGAAUAUUUGUUGGCGGGCUCAUGCUACGUGCAUGGCUACUCGGAUGGUGAGCCCUUGCAGCUCUUGAAAGGUGGAAAUCUGAAGCUUGAUGUCUUUGACAUACGAUAA
This is a messenger RNA of Pestalotiopsis fici W106-1, 1782 nucleotides long. RefSeq lists its product as uncharacterized. Lineage: Eukaryota; Fungi; Ascomycota; Sordariomycetes; Amphisphaeriales; Sporocadaceae. The record is from RefSeq and is a predicted model, not a curated record. The coding region runs from base 1 to 1782 and encodes 593 amino acids. The transcript is spliced from 2 exons.